AUGCGAGCAGAGAUCGCAGCCUUCCAGGAACAGGCUAGGAUUGAUUGGGAACAACAAAGAAUUGAUAGGGAAACAAACCUCGUUUCGCAACAGAGAUUGCAGGAGCUGGAAGAUGAAAACACUGCGUUGGCCCGAGCACUGGAUAUAAGGCACCAGCAUAACGAGGCCCUCAACCAAGCCCUAGCGAGAACAUCCCAGGUAGUGACAGACGUAAAUGCUGCCCCAGUAACUGGAGGCACGGGCCUCGCUCCAACCCCUUCCACGAGAAGUGGUCACCGGAUAAUCCAGGUACCGGUAGACUUAUACCCAGAAGAUCUGAGGCAUUUGCCACCACCGUCAUUGCCACAGCUAUCUCAAAGUGACCCACCGGUAACUGAUCCAAACACGGCAUUACACUUACAAAUGAGCAACUCCUUGCAUGCCCUGCGGGCAAGGGUAGAGGCAGCAGAGAAUAGGGACACCUGGCCGCCCCUGACCACUUACGAGGACCGUUCGAGUCCUUUCACCCAACAGGUUAGAAGCGCUAUUCGAACAAACAUAUCAAAGCCACUGAAGAUUGACUAUAAGGGAAUUGGGGACCCGUACCAGCACCUACAGGAUUUCCGUUCACAAACAAGCGCCAAGGGAUACACGGACGAGGUGUGUUGUAAUAUGUUCCAGGAGACAUUAUCAGGGAAAGUUUUGAGUUGGUUCUACGAACUGCCGGCUGGUUAUGUAGGGAAUUUCAAGGAGCUCGCGGACAAGUUUGUAGCUCGAUUCAUCUUACGUACUGAUGGGAUACAUACCUCGAAGGGGCUGCUAAAGAUUCAACAGGGGGAGAAUGAAACUUUGAAGUCCUUCAUUAACCGAUGGCAGGCAGCUACCGCUAAGUGCCGGGACCUUAACAAAGAACUGGCUAAGCUGGCUUUCAGGAGGGCUUAA
Messenger RNA from Rosa chinensis, 921 nucleotides. RefSeq lists its product as uncharacterized. The coding region runs from base 1 to 921 and encodes 306 amino acids. The record is from RefSeq and is a predicted model, not a curated record. Lineage: Eukaryota; Viridiplantae; Streptophyta; Magnoliopsida; Rosales; Rosaceae. The transcript has a single exon.